This is a messenger RNA of Epinephelus fuscoguttatus (brown-marbled grouper), 843 nucleotides long. Its product is annotated as galactose-specific lectin nattectin-like. The transcript has a single exon. Bases 57 to 698 code for a protein of 213 amino acids. Lineage: Eukaryota; Metazoa; Chordata; Actinopteri; Perciformes; Serranidae. Gene Ontology annotation, molecular function: signaling receptor activity. The record is from RefSeq and is a predicted model, not a curated record.
GAGAAGAGAACAGACAAGUGAAGCUGCUUCGGAGAGAAUCAUUGGACACCAUCAAAAUGGUGUCUGCAGAAAGCAAACAGCUGCGCAUGCUGUUACACAAUGAACAACAAACCUCCAUUCAGCUGGAAGCAAAGAAUCAACACCAGCGUUCGCUCCUGCUCUCCAACAAACUGUCCUUGUUCUGGAGAUUCUGCAACAAGGACAUGCUGCAGUGUUCCCGCUGCCCGCCUGGCUGGGUCGAGCACGCUUCACGUUGCUUCCUCCUGUCUCAGAAAGCAGAGAAUUGGGAAGAAGCUCGCAGGAACUGUCUUGACAUGGGAGGUGACUUGGCUGUUGUUUUGAGUGCAGACGACCAGGCAUUCUUGACCAACAUGACUUUUCAGUUUGCACAGCAGCAUCCUCAGACAGUCUUCCAUGCAGCGUGGAUCAGGUUGCAGGACAUGGUGAAGGAGGGCAUCCAUCUCUGGGUCAGUGGCAACACAGUCCAAACAGAUGUCAUUUACUGGGAUCCCCUGAAGCCGAACAACGCCAUGGCCCUCUGGGACAAAGAUGGGGCAGGGCCGGACUGUGUUGCCAUCGUCCCACCGUCACACAUUGGACAGGAGAACUGGCUAAACUCCUGGGAUGACAUUAUUUAUGGUGACCAGAGGCACUACCUGUGUGAGACCAUGGCUCUCACUGUGUCAGCACUAACAUAGCUGCAUCUCAACUCUCUUAGGCUGAGUUUGCUGGUGUUUACUCAGUCUGAGCACAAUCACUGGUGUUGGGAUGAAAAUACCAGAUUUUUUUUAGAUUUGUUUUAUUUAUGAGGACAACAAACAUUAAUCAACACUUCUGUAAAUG